This is a messenger RNA of Labrus bergylta (ballan wrasse), 1785 nucleotides long. NCBI's taxonomy places the organism in Eukaryota, Metazoa, Chordata, Actinopteri, Labriformes, Labridae. The record is from RefSeq and is a predicted model, not a curated record.
CUGACAGUCAAAACCAGUCCACCAAACAGCUGCUGAGCCGGUGAACGAGAGAAACACACCGACAGACUUCCCGGUUCUUCAGGUGUCGACCCUUGCUGCGGGCUCUCAGUCGCCAUAACCUGAUGAUUUUACGCCAGUUCAUCAGUAGAGGCGUGGUUAACUCUCACCUGUAUGCCCCCCUGAAAAGGCCACAAGGCAGUCAGGACAUGGCCAGACCAAGUUCAGACCUGGCAGCUUUCAGGAAGAUUUUCUCCAACGCUCAGAAUAUCGCCAUCAUCACAGGAGCAGGGGUGAGUGCAGAGAGCGGAGUCCCGACCUUCAGAGGAGCAGGGGGCUACUGGAGGAAAUGGGAAGCACAGAGCCUUGCUACACCAGAGGCCUUCUCCAGAAAUCCUUCCCGGGUUUGGGAGUUUUACCACUACCGCCGCGAGGUCAUGCUCACCAAAAAUCCAAACCCCGCCCACCUGGCCAUCGCGGAGUGUGAGGAGCGACUGGGCAAGCAGGGACGCACGGUUACAGUCAUCACUCAAAACAUCGACGAGCUCCAUAGCCGUGCAGGAUCCAAAAACAUCUUUGAACUCCACGGGAGCCUGUUUAAAACGCGCUGUAUGAGCUGUGGUCAUGAAGCAGCCAAUUACAAGAGCCCGAUCUGCGCCACUCUGGAGGGCAAAGGAGCUCCAGACCCAGAAACUGAUGACGCCAACAUCCCUGUCCAGCAUCUGCCCAGGUGUGAACAGAGAGGAUGUCAGGGCCUCCUGAGACCAGCUGUGGUUUGGUUUGGAGAGACUCUGGACUCAGACAUCCUCACCCAAGCAGAACAAGUGUUGGAAAGCUGUGACCUCUGCCUAGUGGUCGGCACGUCGUCUGUUGUGUAUCCAGCAGCCAUGUUUGCUCCUCAGGUUGCAGCGAGAGGUAUCCCAGUGGCCGAGUUCAACAUGGAAAACACACCGGCCACCAUGCGCUUCAAGUUCCACUUCCACGGCCCCUGUGGGACCACGUUGCCUCCUGCGUUGGAACGCCACAAGAAUGAGACAAAAUAAAAAGAAGUCCUGGACGUGAGCUGCACACAGACCGGACUGUCUAACACUGGAGGACUUUAUUGGUACAAAUACACAAAAUGAAAAUGAUAAAUAAUGAGUUACCAUGAAGAGUGUGGGGACAGGGUUCAUGAAAUAUAUAAGGACAACAAUUCGUUCAAGAGAUCAAAUGAACAAUGGAAGUCUAUAACAAAUAAUACAAUGAUGCAAAAUCAAACCCCUCUCUGAGCUACCACCAAUUUUAUUUAUAUUAUAAUAACGCUUCUAUGUCAGUGUGUGCUUAUGAAGGGAUUAACAUAGCUUUUCAUAACGGGAAUGUUGAAAGAGACGAUAAAUGAAGAGCAGCAACAGAUUAAAUACAAUCACAUGUAGGUCAAUGUGUUGCUCCUUUUGCAUUGAGUCAGUAGUUAAUGUCCGACAGUAGGGGGCAGUGUUUAGCUGUCACUGCUGCUACACCUCCAGUAAGAAGGGAAAUAAAGAACUGCCAAAGUAUCAGUGGGAUGGAUGGUGUGAGUGUGUGUGUGAGUGUUUGUCAGUUCAGUGCUGUCUGAGUUCAUUGACUGUGAUUUGUUCCAGUAGCCAUGAGUAGGCACCAGUCAAACCAGGGAAACCAGUGACUGUGCAUCCCCUGUGAAAGUCAGGAAAAGAUACAGGAUGGUGUGUUACAUGUAUGUUCAGAUCUGCUGCAAAAUAAAUGAAACAGCAUAUUCAUGUUGAAUUGAAAUAAAUUAAUUAUCUUACAAACUGA